AUAUAAGUGUAAUAUUUGAUAAAUAUACUUCUAAUGUAAGAAAGCAAAUCUGUAAUCUGGAUACUUUAAUACCAGAGUUAAAACCCUGGAGUACAGAUUUUGAAAAAGCAGCAAAAAUGACUGAGUGGCAGUCAAUCGUUUCUACAGGAGUGAUACAGAAUUCAUACGGAUCAUUUGUGCGCUCAGGCAGAAAACCAGCGGAACCUCUCUUCCAACAUUAUGUCGAUCCAGGCGAAACAUUGCCAGGAAUCGCACUAAGAUAUGGAACUUCGACCGAAGAAUUAAGAAGGAUAAAUAAGCUCCAUUAUACUGAUUCAAUACAAUCCCGACAAUAUUUAUUAAUUCCGGGACAGAAAAAUGGUGACUCAUCACAAAAUUCAGCAGUAAAUAAUGCAAAGUCAGAAAGUCCAAAAUUUCUUUUGAAAAAGGGUAAAAAUUCUGCGGAAAAUGAGUCAAAUUCUUCGCCGCAAAAACCAACAGUAGCAGAAGACAGUGUCCAUGAUUUUCUUCAAAAACUUGAUAAACAAAUAAAUUCAACAAUGAAAGUGACAUCAACAAUGCUCUCUGAGAAAAACGAUAUUGAAAUUCGUAAAAAUACUCACACACCUUGUGCCAAAUUUAUGAGGAGAAAGCCCUCGUUUGAAUCGGCCACAAAGACAACUUUUUCAAACUCUAAUUCCUUUCAUCAAGACACAGAUGAGCUAUUCCAACUUUAGUUUUAUUUAUCUCUGUUUUUUUAGCAUAUCUAUUAGUUCAAACAUUGAAAAAUGUCAUUUGUAAUUUCACUAUCACUGUCACUUUUGGGCUUAUGAUCUGUGAUUUGUUGUUCUUUUUUGAUUAGUCUCGUUUUAAGACAGGCUACCAUAUAUGGAAAGCCAAUUUAGACAUAGAACACAAACCUUUGUGCUACACUUUUCGCGCAGUAUGUAGCAAGACUCUGUAUAUAAAGUGUAUGUUUUCCCGUGCAUUGAUUUUGUAAUCCUGACCAAUCUUCAAAAAGUCAACAAUGACAUAACAAUUGAAAUUUCCGCUCAAGCAAAUAGUUUGCGUAGCAAAAUAAGCACAAAAAAAUAUGGCAAUGUUAAAUAUAUGGGGGAAUUAUUCUUGGAACAAGGGAAACGUCCAUGUCCACAAGGUGACCCAAAAAACAGAUCUUAAAACAGUUUAUUUGAAACAUAUUCUAGAGGGAACAUAACUUUUGGGCAAAGCUUCCUAGAUUACUGAGUGUUGAAUAAAUUGUCAUAAAUAAUUUUCAUGGAGUAAUAAAAAAAUUUAUAGGUUCUUUUUUUUCGAGUCGAGUUCUUCCUGAACACAAUCAUAUUCGUCCAAAUGUCUGAAAGAGAUUCACAAAUUUAUUUAUAUGGUCUAUUUGGGUAGCAACUUUGGUCGUUACUAUCAAUUAUGCUCCAUUGUCCGCCUAGUGGUAAAAGUGGCAGAGACUGCGUAAUAAAUUUUUUAAUAGUUUAGUAGUUGAAAAAUAUCAGGUGUUAGUUAUGUAGUUGAAAUGUGUUUUGUUCACACACAUUAUUAUUUUCUUUUGAUAUAUUUAAUACUCACUUAUUAAUCAUGUUGUCCUUGUAAUUUUGUUUUUAACGACCAUACCUAAAAGACUGCUUUUUUCACUUUUGUCAACAUGCACUUGGUUUACGGGCAUAAUAUACUGACAUCCAUUAUAAAUUCACACCUAUUAUGAAUUCACAUGUAUGUUAGUGACUGCU
Styela clava is the source of this 1718-nucleotide messenger RNA. Its product is annotated as lysM and putative peptidoglycan-binding domain-containing protein 1-like. Lineage: Eukaryota; Metazoa; Chordata; Ascidiacea; Stolidobranchia; Styelidae. The record is from RefSeq and is a predicted model, not a curated record.